AUAGACUAGGAGCUGUCCUGCUCCAAGCCUUUGACCCUUUGUUUCUUCAUCUAUAGAGAGGGAAAGAGAAAUGGAACAUAUGAUAUCUAACAACAAUUCACUUAUUCUUUCAGCAACUAUUUGUUGAGAAUUGACUAUGUCUCAAGCACAGAGCCAGGCACUUGGAGAGAGUGCUGGAACAUGGUCUUGCCCUCCAAAAGUUUACAUUCUAGUUGGGGAGACAGAUAAAAAGGCAAUCACAGCUUCACAUGAGCCGGGUCUCUGUGUCAGUCUGCUCAGGCUUCUAUAACAAAAUACCACAGACUGAGGAACUUAAACACCAGAAAUGUAUUUUCUCACAAUUCUGGAGGCUGGAAGUCUAAGAUCAAGGUGCCAGCAGGGGUCUCCUGAGGCUCUCUUCCAGGCCUGCAGACAGCCACCUAUGUGUCCUGACAUGGCCUUUUCUCUGUGUAUGCACAUCCCUCUUAUAAGGACACCAGUCACUGGAUUGAGGGCCACUCACAUAAACUCAUUUAACCUUAACCACCUCUUUAAAGGCCCUAUAUCCAAAUACAGUCCCAUUCUGAGCUACGCUGGGGGUUAGGAUCCAACACCUAAAUUUGAGGGGCCACAAUUCAGUCCAUAACAGCUUCUAUGACAGGGAGAGAACAAGGUGCCAUGCAGGUGCAGAGCAGGGGCCUCCACCCCAGACUGGGACCCACGAGGCCUCUUGAGGAAGAGAGUUAAGCUGCCGAGGACUGAAGAAUGAGGCUGGAGGCUGAGCUGCUACUAUUUUUAAUUAAUUAAUUAAUUAAAUGUUGGGGCUGCACCACAGCAUGCAGGAUCUAAGUUCCCCAACCAAGGGUCGAACCCGUGCCCCCUGCAGUGGGAGCGUGGAGUCCUAACCACUGGACUGACAGGAAAUUCCCCGAGCUGCUACUUUAAUGAAUACAACUGUGUGAAGCACUAACCUGGAGUUAGUGGGUGGUCCUCUUUAACCCGGAUUACACGCUUCCUGCAGGCAUUUGCAUUUGUAUCUGUUACUCUUUGGUGGGCUCAUUUAUUUUUAAACCUAUUUGGCCUUUGGUAGGUGUGACAUACAAAAAGGAACCCCAAAGCAUCGUUUCAGAGGCCGGUGUGCCUUGGGCAAGCUACCUUUCCUUUUUGCCUCAGUUUCCUUAUUGGUACAAUCAGGCCAUUGGCAUCUAUUACUUCUCAGGCCCUAACGUGCCGUGAUUAUAGGGAAAUCCUUAGACAUAUUUGGUUACAUCUCUAAAAUACUGUGCUGACACUUUAGAAGCUUGGGGAAAGGGAGCUGUGGAUUCUGUAGCCAAAUACUGUAUUUACUUUUGGAGCAUUAUUACUAAGAUUUCUUCUUUUUUUUUUCCUGUCAUGACAACAGAUUGAUAAAGGGGAGUCAGGUGACAGGUGUCAAUCCAGGCACUCACACCAGUGUUGCAUGACUUUUAGCUACUCCAGGGUGACUUUUGUUCCUUAGGCCAAGGUGACAACUCGACUCUUUUUGGGUCUGUGGGAGGGGGAAAGGGCUGCAAAAGCAAUAGAUGCUCAUUGUGGGGGAAAAAAAUGAAAUCAAACAUUUCAUAAAGGUUUAACAUGAAAAAGUAAGUCCUCCUUUCCACCAUUCUAUACCUCAGGGGUAUCCACUGUUACCCAUGUUUUCCAGACCUUUUCUAUUCACACCCAGAUAGGUACAUACAUGUUUCUCCUUUUUUACAAAAAUGGGAUUACACUAUAUAGAGAUCUAUAAUUUUCUUUUUACUCAAUAAUAUGUCAUAGACACUUUUCUGUACCCAUAAAAAAGAGUACCUCCCCUCUUUCUAAAGCUGACAUAGUAUAACAUAGCAUGUGUCAUCCAUUUGACUAUUUUCCAGGUCCUCUCCAAUUUUUUUCUAUUAUGAAUGAUCCUGCAAUGAACAUUCUUGUAGAUAGAUGUAGCCUUGGUUGAGUUAGGAUAGAUUCCUAAAGGUAGAAUCACUGGAUCUCAAGUUCAUUUCUACGAUGUAUUUCAUUUUACAGAGAAGAUUUCAGGCAAGUCAAGUAAGACUUUAAAAAUGUAUAUGUAUGUAUGGAGAGCAUCUCAUUUAGAGUCUUUUGAACCACAGCAUGAAAUAAUUUCUUAAAAACCAGCCAAUUACUAGAGCAGUAUUAUAUCUCCUUUUUUUUUUCUUUGUUAGUGGGCUCUGAUUGGCUGGGAAACCAGCCUCCCCCUGCUCCCUGCUUCCUGCCUGUCGCCGCGGCUGUGUGAUCAGUGUGGGGAACUCCUGACUGCAGGCCCUUGAGUGCCCUCUGGGCUCGGGGGCCCUGGUGGCUGCAGCGCCUCCAGCUAGCACUCUGGGCUCAGAAUGAGCUAUAGUUCAGACUGCCAUUUGUUUUCUCAAGGGCUUGAGAUUGAGAGUGGGAUUGCAGCAGUUUUCACUCUCCCUAAUAUUUCUUUUUGCAGACUCCUAUUGUGCGAGCCAGAUAUUCAACUAAAAUCAGAUCCUAAUGGUUAUGCUGGGUGCUUAAAAUCUAAAGGUGCUAUAAAUUAUUCAUUAGUUCUUCUACUCAUAAGGAAAACUGCCCAGCAAAAGUCUCUGCAGCUUUUCAUUCAAAAUCUCAUUUUUUUCCACAUUGGGUCACGGUGUGUCACUACCUGCUCCAGAUUCCACUAAAGGUAGGGCUUCCCUGCCACCUCCCAGCACACAAGGGGUUAAACUCAACUCCCUGAGCCCACCUUCCCAAACAAAAGUCAGUUUUGCAAGUUAUUCAGCAAGGUGGCUUUCAGUAGGUUCUAUUUAAUAAAGUUAAUACAGGCUCCUCUGCCCCUCCUCUUUUUCCCCUCUUACUUCUCCGUUGUGAGUAUUCACGGAAUCUGGAUCUGCCAGCUACUUCUGUUUGAAGUUGAAGGCUUGGCAAAAUUUUACAUGAAGCAGGCAAGAAAUAAAGUGGAAAUGUCUACAAGUAACAGUGAAAUCUGUUACAUUGUUCUGACUUAACUACUGGGGGGAAAAGAGUCCUACUGUCUUGGCAACUGUAAAUACAUUUUAGCAAUGGUCAAAACUUUUAGAACAGCUAAAAGAUACCUGAAACCUGAUGUCUGUCUUGCCACUCUUAAUUAUAUAUAUUGACAUUAAAGAUAUCCCACUCUUCAUUAAGUGCUGUGUAAUUUUCCUUUUGAGUUUUUACAGUUAGUGUUUUAUGUGAGUCCUUUAUAUGGCCAAGUAGCCAGUUUACCCCCUGCUGCCUUUUACUCAGGUAAAAUUGGAAAUGAAUUCAUUAGAUCAAUUGCAGCAACUCUAAUUUGAAAUCUUGAAAAAUGCCUUGCUAAUUAAGAAAUUUCCAAUCAAGUAGACUUCUAAAUCUCAGGUUGUUAUUUCUUUCAGGUCUUUAUACAUAUCCUUAUGAACCAUUAGCAGUCACUCCUACUGACUUUGUAAGAUUGUGUCAGGCAAGCACUGUGUUUUUUAAACCUCAUUCCUCUCCCCAUCUUACUCCAUGUUUAUUCAUAUUUUUUCAUAAGGCAUUAUGUUUAUCCAAUAGCACUUUCAAAACUAUUGUUUUUUAAAGGCUCCAAGAUACAACUGGAAUACAAUUCCAAUGCAUCUGUUUUCCCUUUCUCCUUAUUAAAAAAAAAUAGAAAUUCAUAUAAACAUACAAAACCAUGUGAAGGUAGGUAGUUUCCUUUCCCACAUAGCAAUAACUUCCAUUUCUAUCUGUUAAUAACUUAUUUGGAACAGCUUACUUUGUUAAGCAGCAAUGCUGAUCCAGUUAUGCAAAUUAAGAUACAUUAAUUUGAAUAAUACUCAAGGUCACUUUGUAGUUUCCUGAGAGAUUGUUUUGAAAAGUCAGUUUAAGUCAGUUAAGCACGCUGCUUACCUUAGAUGCUAUUUAUUAAUAAAAUUAUUGUAUUUGACAAAAACUUUGGUUUUGAACAAUGUGAACAAAGAAAUGUUAAUUUCUAAUUAUUUUAUAUAUAUCUAUUGUUUUAUUAUUUAAUUUCUCCUCCAAUACCUGAGUUGUUUUGUGAAUGAUUGGCUAUAGAUACAUCCCUUAACACAUAUUUCAUCUAGUCCCUUUUGUAAAAAUGUAACAAGGUCAUUUUACAUUUUUAAACCAUAAAGUGGUUUAAAAAUGCAAAGUGAGCUUAAAUGCUACUCUUAACUCUUCCUAACUUUUCCACUGGGAAACCCUAGAAAACUGAAUUAAUGAAAUGCAACUUAUGCUUUUUAAAUUCUAAUUAUAACUGUCACAUUAAAUUGAAGGUGAGACUAAAACUGCUAUAUCUGUUAACUAAGUCAAGUGAUGUACUAUAUCAUACGUGUUAUUUAAUGUGCGAAUGUUAAAAGUCAAGUUCCCGGCAGAAAUCGAAGUACCUCCAUUCUGUCUUCAGGGAAUGUAUAAAUUAACCAUUCUGCCCCAAGCGGUCCUCCUCCCUUCCUCCCUCCGCCCUAUUUUAAAUGUAGAUAGGGCAACCCAAGUCUUUUGAAUUUGAAGGGCUGCUAUCUCGGCCCCAUUCUUUUCAUCAUCCUGUUUUGAAUGACACUGAGCACGUAUGGAUUCUUUUAUAAAAGCACCCCCUGGAUGCAGGGCUUGGUUCUCCCGGCUGCUUGCUAAUUUUGCAUAGCAAUUAGUACUGACUUCUCAGAAUCGGCUAUCCAAAUACAGUUCGAGAACGUUCCACGUAGUUCCUCAAAGGUCUUAGAUAACCUCUUGCCCCUUGAUUUCAAACCCGAAGGGGAAGAACUUGCAUAAUUGCUAAAUUCCCAGUUGGAGCGGUCUGGCAGAGGAUACGUAAUCCAAAACUAUACGUUAAUUCAAACCCUCCCCGCGCCUGGGCAGCAAGGAGCCAGCAUAUGCCUUCUUUUAAAAUCUAUUCUACCAAUUCACUGACCGCGCAGGGCUGGGCCACAUGGCCCUUCCUUGCAGCCAGUCAGCUGUGAGCAGCAGAUGGGAUAAUUUGCAUUUUUCUUUUUAUACUUUCUUCGACCGGCAAAUUAAAGGAUUUUUUAAAAAUUUACAUUCUCAUUGUUUGCCUUAAAUAUAAACAUGGCUUAACUGCUGCGUUGGGCUUCCCUGACCCUCACACCCCACACUCCUUCAAGUCAGUGAGACUUGAGAAAAUACCCGAGCGGUAGGUUUCGUGUUUAUCAACUUGGAAUCUCCAGUCCGGGAGUCAUGAAUAGAAAGAAUCAGCUUUUACUGAGUUGGUGACUCGUGUUUUUCUAUUUUAAGAGCUUGGCGCAGAUACCCCGUGGGUUUGUCUGUGGCAUGUGGGUCUGCGAGCGCGCGCACUUCUGAAUCUCUGGGUCUGCGGCCUCAAACCUCAAAACUUCGGGUUACAAGUAGAAGGCAGAUUUUUAGCUCUCAGGCUUACAAGAGAGGGCGGCCACCCUGCUGGGGGAGUGGCCUGAGCCAGUGUUUCCCAGCGCCGGGGUCGCUCUCCCGCGGCCCGCCAGACUCCAUGCCGGCUCCGCGGGGCCGCUGGGUCCCCGCGCCCCGAUGUCUUUGUGCCGAUCGCGGCGCGGGAACACUCGCCCGGGGGGCCAGGGCCACGGCGGAGAUACCAAAAAUGCUGUUGAGGCGCGGGCGCGAGGGGAGGCGCCCAGUACAGUCGCCGAUCCGCGGAGGAAAAAAAAAAAAGUAGAAAAAGAGGCUUUUCAGGUCAAACUCCUCGUAUCUAAGAAACCACGUUUUAGAGAAAUGACUCGCGAUGGGGAGAACACACGGUGUGCAGGGUACAUUGUUAGCCAGCGCUGGCCCGGCUCACCGUGGGUGCGCGGCCGCCGCUCCCCGCCCCGGGCAGCGGGCGCGGGCCCACGUGGAGCCGCGCGGUACCGGAUGAGCGCGCCGGGCAGCCCGGGUCCCCGGAGUGCGCGCCCCAGCUCCCUGCCGCGGCCGUUCACGCCCGAGCGCCGCCGCCGGUCCCGCGUGUGCCCCGCUGAGGGGGAGGGGCGGGCCGGGGGUGGGGGCGGAGGGGUUGUGGUUCCACUGCAGCGGGGGCUCCUGUGUCCUUGUGCGGAAAUGACACACGGAGUCCCGUCACGUCACGCGAGAGCGCAGCGCACGGACACACACAAAGAGAGGGGAAAAUACACGGCGCCCGCCCGCUGCCCCCAGCAACUCCCCGGGCCGCCCCGGCCUGGCCCUCCGCGCGCGGCCCCCACUCCCCAGCCCCGCGCUCCCCCCAACCCCCACGUGGCGCCCCAACUCGGCGCGGGCCCGCUCUGCAAAGUACAGAACUCGUGUCCCAGCUGUUCUGCAGCCUCUCACUUGAGGAGACGGCUUAUGUGACGGGGCGGCAGGGCCUCCCGGGGAAGAUGGCAGCUCACCUGCGUCUCCUUGAGAAGCCCCCUGUCUGGGCUGCGAAUCAGCCCUGAGUUUCUGCCCAGCGUUCGCCAACCUUGCUGUCUGAAAAGAGUACUGGUGCACACCUAACCUGCCUGGGACUCCCUCCCCUCAGAGACACCCAAACUGGAAUAGAAGAUGAAUGCAACUGAAUUCAGUGAAGAUGUAGAAGAAGUUCUGAAAAAUAACUCUGUGAAAGUGGAGACAGAGGCCGAAGAUGCUGCCCUGGACUGCUCAGUGAAUUCCAGGUCCUCCGAGAAGCACGCUCUGGACAGCGUCUUCACUGGCCUCCAGGACUCCAGCAAGAGAAAGCAGCCGGGCGGCGAGGGCCCGCCGGACUCCGUCCCAAGCGUGAAGAGGCGGCGGCUGAUUCCCGAGGCGCUCCUAGCAGGCAUGCGGAACCGGGAGAACGGCUCGCCCUGCCAGGGCAACGGGGAGCAGGCAGGCAGGGGCAAGAGCUCGGGCUCCGCGUGGCCGGGCGAGGAGGAGCCCAGCAACGACGUGACCACGCCCUCCUACAAGAAGCCUUUGUAUGGCAUCUCGCACAAGAUCAUGGAGAAGAAGAACCCUCCCACCGGAGACGCGCUUAACAUGUUCGAGCUCUUCGAGAAGGCGAACCCCAGGAACAGCCCCUCACCACUGCGGCUCCUGAACGAGCCGCAGAAGCGGGACGGCGGCGGUGCCGCGGCAGCCACCGACAGUGACCCCAACAUCUACUUUCUCAUCCAGAAGAUGUUCUACAUGCUCAACACGCUCUCCUCCAACAUGUCGCAGCUGCACAGCAAGGUGGACCUGCUCUCCCUGGAGGUGAGCCGCAUCAAGAAGCAGGUGAGCCCCACCGAGAUGGUAGCCAAGUUCCAGCCGCCCCCCGAGUACCAGCUCACGGCAGCCGAGCUCAAGCAGAUCGUGGACCAGAGCCUGUCGGGCGGCGACCUGGCCUGCCGCCUGCUGGUGCAGCUCUUCCCUGAGCUCUUCAGCGACGUGGACUUCUCCCGGGGCUGCAGCGCCUGCGGCUUUGCGGCCAAGCGGAAGCUGGAGUCGCUGCACCUGCAGCUCAUCCGCAACUACGUGGAGGUCUACUACCCAUCAGUGAAGGACACGGCCGUGUGGCAGGCUGAGUGCCUGCCCCAGCUGAACGACUUCUUCAGCCGCUUCUGGGCCCAACGGGAAAUGGAGGACAGCCAGCCCGGCGGCCAGGUCGCUGGCUUCUUCGAGGCUGAGCAAGUGGACACCAGCCACUUCCUGGACAACAAAGACCAGGAGGAGGCCCUGUCCCUGGACCGGAGCAGUACCAUCGCCUCGGACCACGUGGUGGACACGCAGGACCUAACUGAGUUCCUGGACGAAGCCUCGUCGCCAGGGGAGUUCGCGGUCUUCCUUCUGCACCGGCUCUUCCCCGAGCUCUUCGACCACCGAAAGCUGGGCGAGCAGUACAGCUGCUACGGGGACGGAGGCAAGCAGGAGCUAGACGCACAGAGGCUGCAGAUCAUCCGCAACUACACGGAGAUCUACUUCCCCGACAUGCAGGAGGAGGAGGCCUGGCUGCAGCAGUGCGCCCAGCGCAUCAACGACGAGCUGGAGGGCCUGGGGCUGGACGCGGGCAGCGAGGGCGAGCCCCCGCGGGACGACUGCUACGACUCUUCCAGCCUUCCCGAUGACAUCUCCGUGGUCAAGGUGGAAGACAGCUUCGAGGGCGAGCGGCCCGGCCGGCGGUCCAAGAAGAUCUGGCUGGUGCCCAUCGACUUCGACAAGCUGGAGAUCCCGCAGCCCGACUUCGAGGUGCCUGGCGCCGACUGCCUGCUCAGCAAGGAGCAGCUGCGCAGCAUCUACGAAAGCAGCCUGUCCAUUGGCAACUUUGCCUCACGCCUGCUCGUGCACCUGUUCCCCGAGCUCUUCACCCACGAGAACCUGCGCAAGCAGUACAACUGCAGCGGCUCGCUGGGCAAGAAGCAGCUGGACCCGUCCCGCAUCAAGCUCAUCCGCCACUACGUGCAGCUGCUCUACCCGCGGGCCAAGAAUGACCGCGUCUGGACACUGGAGUUCGUGGGCAAACUGGACGAGCGCUGCCGGCGCCGGGACACGGAGCAGAGGCGCUCCUACCAGCAGCAGCGCAAGGUCCAUGUGCCGGGCCCGGAGUGCAGGGACCUGGCCAGCUAUGCAAUCAACCCCGAGCGGUUCCGGGAGGAAUUUGAGGGGCCCCCGCUGCCCCCCGAAAGGAGCAGCAAGGACUUCUGCAAGAUCCCCCUGGAUGAGCUGGUGGUGCCCUCGCCCGACUUCCCGGUGCCUUCGCCAUACCUGCUGUCAGACAAGGAGGUUCGCGAGAUCGUGCAGCAGAGCCUCUCUGUGGGCAACUUCGCCGCGCGGCUGCUCGUCAGGCUCUUCCCCGAACUCUUCACCGCCGAGAACCUACGGCUGCAGUACAACCACUCCGGGGCGUGCAACAAGAAGCAGCUGGACCCCACGCGGCUGAGGCUCAUCCGCCACUACGUGGAGGCCGUGUACCCGGUGGAGAAGAUGGAGGAGGUGUGGCACUAUGAAUGUAUCCCCAGCAUCGACGAACGGUGCCGCCGCCCCAACAGGAAGAAAUGCGACAUCCUGAAGAAAGCCAAGAAGGUGGAGAAGUGAUGGGCGCCGCGGGCACUGAGCGUUCUGCUGGAGCCCGCGACGUGUCCACAGCCGCGCACCUUAUGUCGGCGGGGAGUGGCCUGCUGCACUUGCACACGUGACCGCCCCGCCGGCCACGGCCGCGAGAAAGAAGCCUCGCAUUUGGCCUCUUGUACUUACGACUUUUGUCCUGUGUUCCUGGUGGUACAGCCAGAGUCGGGGGAGGGCCAAGCUGUGAUAGAAGAGAGGCCUCAGGAGUCAGGGUUCCCUCUCCUCGGCAGUGUCCUCCCAGUCCCCUCACAAUUUGAAAUGCAAAUCGAGCAACCCUCUUGGUCCUCUUCCCACGUUUUACAUCUUCCACUUUUAUCAGUUUUUUUUAAGUUAAAAAGAAACCUUUUUUAAGAAAAUCAUUGGGCUCUGUGGAGGCCAUUUUACUUAGAAAAAAAUCUUUUAAAUAUUUGAGAUGAAGUACUGUAAGAUGAAUUCAGUUGCUGGGAAUUUUUUUUUAAAGACGGUUUCAGAUAAAUGAAAUGUUUAGAAGUGCCAUGAUCAUGUGUGUGGCUAAUUAAUAGCUUCAGGUGGCCAUGAUCAUGCAUGUGGCUAAUAGCUUCAGGUGGCCAUGGCCAUGAUCAUGCCUGUGGCUAACAGCUUCAGGUGGCCAUGAUCAUGUGUGUGGCUAAUUAAUAGCUUCAGGUGUCCAUGAUCAUGCCUGUGGCUAAUAGCUUCAGGUGGCCAUGAUCAUGCCUGUGGCUAAUAGCUUCAGGUGGCCAUGAUCAUGCGUGUGGCUAAUAGCUUCAGGUGGCACAGAGAUGGAUUUACUGACC
Messenger RNA from Orcinus orca (killer whale), 9752 nucleotides. It is a transcript of the gene BEND3, whose product is annotated as BEN domain containing 3. Lineage: Eukaryota; Metazoa; Chordata; Mammalia; Artiodactyla; Delphinidae. The record is from RefSeq and is a predicted model, not a curated record. The transcript is spliced from 6 exons. Gene Ontology annotation, biological process: rDNA heterochromatin formation. Gene Ontology annotation, molecular function: DNA binding. Gene Ontology annotation, cellular component: heterochromatin. Bases 6463 to 8949 code for a protein of 828 amino acids.